Messenger RNA from Scatophagus argus, 1320 nucleotides. RefSeq names its product trace amine-associated receptor 13c-like. The coding region runs from base 207 to 1196 and encodes 329 amino acids. The record is from RefSeq and is a predicted model, not a curated record. The transcript has 2 exons. Gene Ontology annotation, biological process: G protein-coupled receptor signaling pathway. Gene Ontology annotation, cellular component: membrane. Gene Ontology annotation, molecular function: trace-amine receptor activity. Lineage: Eukaryota; Metazoa; Chordata; Actinopteri; Scatophagidae.
CUUUUCAAGGAUUCAUAUUUUAGUGCGCCCAAUGCUGUUCAAAGGUACAGGGAUUCAGAGUACUAAUAUAUUGUUGUUAUCCAUUCCAAUUGAUGCAAUUUGCCCUUGAGAGAGGAGCAGAGCAAGGAUAUAGACUCAUCAGAUGUAUGACUGAGUUUUGAUCUGAACUUUACAAACUCAGCAGCCACUUCUCUCUCUCUCUGAUAAUGAAGGCGAUGGAGGAGUCGGAACUCUGCUUUCCUCAUCUUAACACCUCAUGUAGGAGGACAAUACGUCCUCACUUGGAAGCCACACUCAUUUUCAGCCUGCUGUCCUGCAUCACUGUGAUCACUGUGGUUCUGAACCUGUUGGUCAUCAUCUCUAUCUACCACUUCAGGCAGCUUCACACCACCACCAACCUCCUCCUCCUCUCUCUGGCUGUUGCAGACUUCCUUGUAGGUUUCCUGCAGAUGCCAGUUGAAAUCCUCCUCUUCCAAGACUGUUGGAUGCUGGGCAACUUUCUUUGUGCUGUAAAUUACUUUUUAGGUUACCUUAUUAUCAGUGUUUCAGUGGGAAACAUGGUUCUCAUAUCAGUUGACCGCUACAUAGCUAUUUGUGAGCCCAUGUUUUAUUCCACCAAAGUCACUCUGAAAAAAAUUCAAAUCUGCAUUUGUCUAUGUUGGAUCUUUUCUGCUGUCCACAGCAGCUGGAUACUUAGGGAUGUUCUGAAACAACCAGGCAGGUAUAAUUCCUGUGAUGGAGAGUGUGUAGUUGUAAUUAAUUAUGUUGAAGGAGCUUUUGACUUUGUUGUGACCUUUUUUGGCCCCAUAACUGUCAUCAUAGUUCUAUAUAUGAAAGUAUUUGUGGUGGCUGUGUCUCAGGCUCGUGCCAUGCGCUCCCACAAUGCAGUUGUUACACUGCAGCUUUCAAAGACAGUAACUGCUAAGAAAUCUGAAAUGAAAGCAGCCAGGACUCUUGGUGUUGUUGUAGUUGUGUUUGUUCUGUGUUCAUGUCCAUAUUAUUGUUUCACUGUUGCAGCUGAGAACAACUUGGUAUCCGGGUCAUCUGCAGUCAGUGAGAUUUGGCUUUUAUAUUUUAACUCCUGUCUAAACCCUAUGAUCUAUGCCUUUUUCUACCCCUGGUUCAGAGAAUCUGUCAAACGCAUUAUUACACUUCAGACACUGAAGCCUGGCUCACGGGAUGGAAACAUACUCUAGAGAAAGACAUUGAUGAAGUGAUGGAAAAGUAUGUGAAGGGGAAAUUGUUUUUCAUUUUCAUUUACACAUCAUAAAGUCAGGAUAAUUAAAAAAGAUAUGGAGAAAUGAAUGUGUGUUCAGUCAG